AUUUCAAGGGCAGCGUGGAAAACCUCAACGAGCACGGCACUUCACGGCUCAGCAGAUAUCAUGAGUUUUGAGACCAGAGAGCUUCGAUCACUCUUACUAGUCUUGGUUCUCUCUCUAGCCAUUGCCUUCACGUCUUCGGCAUCGUCACAGGGGAUGAACUUCAGCUUCCAGACUUUCAACAAUGAUAGGAUUCAACUCGAAGGCGAUGCGUCGGUUUCGAGCCACUCCAUCCAACUUACAAAGGCCUAUGUAGACCAGAACCUCCAUGGGAGCGUGGGGUGGGCCACGUACCACCAGCCGAUGCACCUUUGGGAUAAGGCGACCGGGAACGUGGCGGAUUUCACCACCCAAUUCACCUUCGUCAUCAAUUCACGAAACAAGUCAAUGUUCGCCGAUGGAUUGACCUUCUUUCUUGUGCCCAAUGGGUCUCAACUCCCGGCCAACUCAUCCGGAGGCUACCUGGCUGUUAUGGAUAAACAUCGCGACCCUUCCAACUCUUCUGCAUGGUUUGUAGCCGUCGAGUUCGACACUUUCUACAACCCAGCGUCAGACCCGGAUUGUCCACAAGCUGCACAUAUCGGUAUAGACAUGAAUAAUCUCACUUCCGCGAACUAUAGCUGCGUCGAUUGGUUCAAGGAUAAAAUCAUGAGCGGUGGGCAGAUCAACACAACGAUAACGUACAAUUCUAGCACACAAAACUUGAGCGUUCUCAUGAUAGACGCCAAUGCCACGGGUACCGACAUAAAUUCCUCCACUAUCGAUUACAGAGCCAACUUGACUGAGUAUUUGCCGGAGUGGGUGACUUUCGGUUUCUCGGCUACCACAGGUUGGGGUUUCGAGUUGCACACUCUUGAGGCAUGGGAAUUCAGCUCUACUGUGCAAGUGGCCGGAGCAAAUAAUUCGAUUCCAGCAAAUGGUACAAAUAUUUCCAAUGGCACAAAUGCUCCGGCUCCAGCAGUUCCGAUUCCAACAAAUGGUACAGAUGCGUCACCAAAGAGCAAGUUAUGGCUAUGGUCUAUCUUAAGCUCUGGUUCUUUCAUUUUGCUCAUUCUUGUUGUAGCCUUUAUUUGGUUUUGUCAACGUUUGAAGAGAAAGAGAACUUACACGAGUGGAGAAGAAGAUGAUGCGGCGAUCGAAGAAGAAUUCGAGCAAGUGUCGGGGCCCAAGAAAUUCUCCUACAAGGACUUGGUCGCAGCAACCGAUAAUUUUGCAGUGGAACGGUUGCUUGGGGAAGGGGGCUUUGGGAGAGUGUACAAAGGUUACUUAACCAGCAUGAAUGCUAGUGUCGCAAUUAAGAAGAUUAGCCCAGGGUCAAGACAAGGGAUAAAAGAGUAUGCCACCGAAGUGAAGACCAUAAGUCGGCUCCGGCACAGAAACUUAGUGCAACUCAUUGGGUGGUGUCACGAGAAAAAGCAACUCCUCCUUAUCUAUGAGUUCAUGUCUAAUGGUAGUCUCGAUUCUCAUCUAUUCAAAAGAAAAAACUUCUUGCCUUGGGAGAAGCGGUACAAAAUCGCGCAAGGCAUAGCCUCGGCAUUGCUUUACCUCCACGAAGAAUGGGAACAAUGUGUCCUGCACCUGGAUAUAAAGUCUAGCAAUAUCGUGCUCGAUUUCGAUUUCAAUGCUAAAUUAGGGGACUUCGGUUUGGCUAGGUUAGUUGACCAUGCCAAAGGGAUACAAACGACAGUGUUGGCCGGGACGAUGGGCUAUAUGGCUCCUGAAUGCAUUUACACGGGCAAGGUGAGUAAGGAAUCGGAUGUCUAUAGCUUUGGAGCCGUCCUAUUAGAAAUAGCUUGUGGAAGAAAAAUCGUUGAGCCAAGGGCCAAGGAAGGCCAAGUUUGGCUGGUGGAUUGGGUUUGGGAGCUGUACGGGACCAAGAGAUUACUUGAUGCGGCAGACUCGAAACUUGGUACCGAUUUCAAUGAAAUGCAACUAGAGUGCUUAAUGGUUGUAGGGCUGUGGUGUGCUCAUCCGGACCACACUGCCCGUCCUUCCAUAAGAAAAGCGUUUAGCGUUCUCAACUUCAACGAUCCACCGCCCCUUCUCCCAUUAAAAUUGCCAAUCCCUACUUACCAGGUACCUCUAUCCACAUUCUCUAUGGCAUAAAUUGUUACGUCUUAUGCCACCAAGACCAAUGACACCGAAGUGUCCACAUUUACUACCUUUUCUAUACAAUCGUCUCAUUCAGAUUCCUCUGCAUUGCUCCCAAAUACAAUAUAAUCCACUUCAUUCAAUAAUAGUUUGAAUUGUAAUUUGAGAUUUGAUUUUGGAUAUCAUCGACUCCAUAUGUAUUUCUUCAUAUGUACCUCAGUAUUAAUCCUUCAUGUUUAGACUUC
Molecule: messenger RNA, 2333 nt
Organism: Syzygium oleosum
Lineage: Eukaryota; Viridiplantae; Streptophyta; Magnoliopsida; Myrtales; Myrtaceae
Product: L-type lectin-domain containing receptor kinase IX.1-like
Exons: 1
Coding region: 61-2103 (680 amino acids)
Biological process (GO): protein phosphorylation
Cellular component (GO): plasma membrane
Molecular function (GO): carbohydrate binding; ATP binding; protein kinase activity
Source: RefSeq, a predicted model, not a curated record